Messenger RNA from Paracoccidioides brasiliensis Pb18, 636 nucleotides. RefSeq lists its product as uncharacterized. Bases 1 to 636 code for a protein of 211 amino acids. The record is from RefSeq and is a predicted model, not a curated record. The transcript has 3 exons.
AUGGCUAGUAGGAUCAGAACAGUGCUCGACUCUACCGCAACCAUGGAUGGCAGGAUCAGAACAGUGCUCGGCCCUAAAACCACCGCAGAAUCACCAGAGUUUCAACACUGGUGCAAAAAGAUGUUCGCACUCAAGUUAAUCGAUAAUCAGCUUUUGAUCUGCUGCGAGGGGAAACCUGUUACAAUUUGGGAGAAGCUGUUUAGAAUUUUGACACAAGCUCAUCAGCAAUGCCAACAUGGAGACCUGCACAAGACUUCACUUGAAGUUGAAAGGAUCUAUUUCAAGUUACAGGACCUCGCUCCUACCACGUCCAUGCCACCACCAAGACAAAGCCAAUUUCGCUAUGAAUCUGAUGGUUCUGUUCAGCUCCCUUCCUUUAAAGAAUUAAUCGCUACACUCCCGAAAGCCGCGCGGCAAAUUAAAACAGCAGAUGUGGCCUGCUGUAGUGAAAUGGAAGCAUUCCGUCAAAGGCGGGUGGGUGCUGCCUCCAGAGGGUUGUGUGAAGAUCUAGGAUGGACCCAGCCGUGUCAAACUCAGGGGGAUGCAACUACUAAAAUCUCCACCCAACCACAUCGAGAGGACUCACCAAGCGGUCGCGAACCUUGGGGCGUUUUGCCAAAGAACUUCGAGGUAUAG